Molecule: messenger RNA, 4387 nt
Organism: Notolabrus celidotus (New Zealand spotty)
Lineage: Eukaryota; Metazoa; Chordata; Actinopteri; Labriformes; Labridae
Gene: tbc1d32
Product: TBC1 domain family, member 32
Exons: 35
Coding region: 123-4082 (1319 amino acids)
Biological process (GO): non-motile cilium assembly
Source: RefSeq, a predicted model, not a curated record
CACCGCGGCUAAUGCGAAGUGGCCGUUUCCAUAGCUACGAAACAGCCUCUUGCUAGCGCUACUAAGAUGCUACCUGAAUAAGAGAGCUUCUGUAACAAACAGAAAAAGGACCAGCUGCAGAGAUGUCUCAGCUAUCAGCCGAGGAUGAGGUGGAGCUGCAGUCCCUUCUCAAGCAGCUCCUGAGGAGCAUCAACGACAGGAUCUCUGACGCUCCAUCAACUGAGUGUGCUGAAGAGAUUCUGCUUCACUUGGAGGAGACUGACAAGAACUUCCACACUUAUGAGCUUGUUAAGUACCUUCGUCAGUACGUGGAAAGCUCUCUGGGGACCGUGGUGGAAGAAGAGACCAAGAACCUGACCAGAGAUGCACAACACGCAGUGAGCUCGGGUCACGACACCUUGAUCCACGCUGUCACCAGAAGGACCAGAGACUCUGAUGAGUACCAGCUGAUGAUGCAGACUCUGAAGAACUCCAUGAUCAUGGUGGUGGAGUCUUUAAUCAACAAGUUUGAGGAGGACCAGAUGAGGAAGGAGGAGCUGCACCGAGAGAAGCAGCACAGUCAGUCAAACAGCCAGUACACUGAUAACUGCUCUGACAGCGACUCCUCCUUUAAUCAGAGUUAUGCCUUCAUCAGACAGGAGCAGCUGCAGGAUUUGGCUGAUAAACUCGACUCCAGCAGGCCCAAAGAGGUGCGAUGGGAGGCUCUCCAGGACCUCUGCUGCGCCCCUCCAUCUGACGUGCUGAGCUGUGAGAGCUGGAGCAGCCUGCGCAGGAACCUCUGUGCGGCUCUGUCCGACCCGGACCUCAGCGGUAACGUUCUGCAGUUCUUUGCUAAAAGCUUCUCGUCCUCGCCGCUGAAUGUGACUCGAGAGAUCUACACCAGCUUGGCUAAAAGUUUGGAGUCCAGUUUUCUGUCCCACAAACUGAGCUUCCCAACCGGCUCGGCCCACAUCGACAUCAGCAGACCUGAGAUCAGCCGUCUGCUCAAACAGAUUCGACUGAUGAAUGACUUUCAGAAAGAGGUGACCACCUUCUGGAUCCGCCAUCCUGAGAAAUACAUGGAGGAAGUUAUAGAAAGCACCUUCUCCAUGCUGUCCUUCCAUCACGAACACGGAUCCACCUCACCGAGAGCAGAGAAAGCCCUCGCACCCAUCCACCUACUGGCCUUACUGGAUGUAAAAGCUACCUGGUUUAAGAAGUGGAUGCAUGGAUACUACAGCAGGACUGUAGUUCUCAGACUCCUGGAGAGAAAAUACAAGUCUCUGAUCGUAGCAGCCUUCCAGCAGUGCAUCCAUUACAACGAGUCCUGUGAAGGCGUCACACAUCACACCUCUGAUUCCCAGCAGCAGAACACAAGCUCAGUCCAGAGGAGUGUUUACACAGCCAAAGAGCUGGAGUACGCCUUCUUCGUCCACUCGCUGUGUGUCCUGGGGAAACUGCUCAUCUACACUAACGGCAGAAAGCUGUUUCCCAUCAGAGUGAAGAAGCAUAAAGAUCCAGUCACCCUCACGGACCUGGUUGUUCUCCUGAUAAACAUCAUGUACCAACACCCCGAACCGGUGCACAGUGACCCCUCACACACAGACUCUCUGUCCCCCAGCUGUCUGGUGAUGGAGGUGCUGUGGAUGCUGUGUGAGAGGACAGAGUGUGCUGCAGAGUGUCUCUACCAGACCCCUGUCAUCGAGACGCUGCUGAAUCCAGUCAUAGCUCUGCUCUGUGGACAGCAGGCCAAAUUAAAAUCUCCUGCAGCAACUCUGACGCUCAUCGCUGAUGUUCUCGCUCGCAUUGCAAACACUGACAGAGGAUUAGCUCUCUUCUUAUACGAGGAGAAUCUAGUCGUCGCCGACACUGAGAGAUCCACUGCUGCUCAUGUCAUAGUUCAGUUCACCCUCAGGCUGCUGGAUAAGGAGCUGUCAUUACUGAGUGAUCCCGACGUCUCCCAUACAUUAUGUGGAGCCUUUAUCUUCGUCUGCAGGCAGAUCUACAACACCUGUGAGGGUCUACAGGUGCUCCGACCCUACGGCCUCCACAGGGCGGUGGCUGCUGCGUGGAAAGAGACCAGUGUCUUGUCUGAAAGAGUUCCAACGCCAGUACCUGGAGCCUCUGCUGAAACAUCCGCCCCGGAGCAGAGGAACACGGUCAUCUGGGAGGAGACGUUGUUGGACAGCCUGCUGAACUUUGCUGUAACUCCUAAAGGCCUGCUGCUGCUCCAGCAGACUGGGGCCAUCAAUGAGUGCGUCUCCUACAUGUUCUCUCGCUUCACAAGAAAACUACAGGUGAGCCGCUGUGAGAAGUUUGGAUACGGGGUGAUGGUGACUCAAGUGGCAGCAACCGCUCCAGGGGUGGCGGCUUUGCACAGUUCAGGUUUUGUCCGUGCACUGGUAGUGGAGCUGUGGUCUGCUCUUGAGUGCGGCACUGAAGACCUCAGGGUGGUCGGUCCCAAGCCCACACCCAUGGACCCCAUCGACAGGAGCUGCCUCAAGUCCUUCCUGUCCUUGGUCAACCUGCUCUCCUCUUCUCACUCGGUGUGGGAGCUGCUGGGCCGGCAGCUGCUCGCCAACAAAAGCGAAUACACCCUGAGAGAGAUGCCAACCUCUAUACCUGAUUUGAUUGACAGGCUGAUUGCUGUGAAUUCAGACGCCAAAAUUCAUUCCCUCUUCCACCACGAGCAGUCUCACACGUUCGGCCUGAGACUGCUCAGUGUGCUCUGCUGUAAUCUGGACUCCUUCCUGCUGCUAGAGAGCCAGUACAACAUCUGCAACAUGCUGCUGCAGAGUCAGAGGGAGGACGUGACUGAGCCGGACGACAGUGAGGGGACCUUCAUCAUAGACAAUCUGUCUGUGGAGAGGAACCACGUGCUGGUGCGUGUCGGCGUGGUUGGAGGUCCGUCUGAGAGGAAGCUUCCUCCUCGAGCGCUGCAAGAGGGAGAACACCCGUACCCCUGGCCCAUGUUUUCAAGCUACCCUCUACCUCGCUGCUACACCUUGGACCCACCAAACAUUGAUCAUGACUCACAGGACUCUGAAAUCAGUGCACUGUUGGCCUCAUCUAAAGACAUAAAGAACAAGAACAGCUGGAUGGAGAUGUGCAGAAGACAGUACUGCAAAACCAUGAACUCCAAACCAAACGUCUUGACUGGAAAGGUGCUGGCUGACCUUCUGGAGACGGUCGUGGCUCAUCUCUCCAGCUCUGCCUCCGAGUGUUUCUUCUCUGCAGCUCAGUACAAAGCUGAGGAGCAGACUGUAAAGAGUGCCUUGUUAUCAUCUGUGGAGCAGCUGGGAGUCUACACCUGUCUCAGGUAUGGCAGCUUCCUGAAGCUACUGAAGGAAGAUGCUGAGAACAACCUGACGCUGCUAAUGAAGCACAUGAAGAUCUUUUUGUCCACGCAGAGAGUUGAGACUUCUUCGGAGCUUGUCACUCAGCAGGAUGGGUAUCCAGGCCACGACUGGCUGGUCUCCACUGUGUUCCUCAUCAUGGCUGGAGACACGGACCGCUCACUGCGUCUGUUACUCGACCUAUCUUCUCUGCUUACCUCAGCGUUCAUCUGGCCAGCAAGAAUACAUGCCUCUGUCCAUGUUCCAGUGGAAGUGGCUGGAUGUGGAAUCCCUCCUGUUUACUGGUGCACAGCUCAUUAUGUGGAGAUGCUGCUGAAGAGUGAAGUUCCUCUGGUGCACUCGGCCUUCAGGAUGUCUGGGUUCACGCCAUCUCAGAUGUGCCUCCACUGGUUGACUCAGUGUUUCUGGAACUACCUGGACUGGACGGAGAUCUGCCACUACAUCUCUACCUGUGUGGUGAUGGGUCCCGACUACCAGGUGUACAUGUGCGUGUCCGUAUUCAGACACCUGCAGCCGGACAUCCUGCAGCGCACACAGUCCCAGGAGCUGCAGGUCUUCCUCAAGGAGGAGCCGAUCCAGAACUACAAGGUGAGCAACUACCUGGAGUUCAUGGAGGGACUGGAGAGCAGAUACAGAGACAUCGUUCUCACAGACAUGAGAACCAUCCAGAGCCCUGUAGACAGCACACCACUUUUGUACGACUCUACAGCUGAAAAUAGCCUCCAACGACUUCACUCUCUUCUUUGAGUUAUGUUGCUUACAACGACAUUUCCAAUCAGUUCCAGGUAACACCCAAUUAUAAGAUAGUCCUAAAUAUUGUUGUGAUUUCUGAAUUAUUUAAAUACUUGAGCUUUUUUCCUCCAAGGUAAAGCUCUUGAUAGGAACAACUGGGCCUGGGGAUCUGGAAUGAAACUGAAUGUAUUUUUAAAGUCUGUAUUUAUUAUUUUUCUACGAUGUAAAUAUCUGUAAUGUUGUGUUGUUAGUAUUUAAAGCAGCCCUCAGGUUCAGCUGUGAAUGAAUUUUGAAUUGGAAUAAAAAAUUACCUUAACUUC